AUGGCUAUUUCUAAGGUUUAUGCUAGAUCCGUUUACGACUCCAGAGGUAACCCAACUGUCGAAGUUGAAGUUACCACCGAAAAAGGUGUUUUCAGAGCUAUUGUUCCAUCCGGUGCUUCUACUGGUGUCCACGAAGCUUUGGAAAUGAGAGAUGGUGACAAAUCCAAAUGGUUAGGUAAGGGUGUUUUGAAGGCUGUUGCCAACGUCAACAACGUCAUUGCCCCAGCUGUCGUCAAGGCUAACUUGGAUGUUAAAGACCAAAAGGCUGCCGAUAAAUUAUUGUUGGAAUUGGAUGGUACUCCAAACAAAUCCAAGUUGGGUGCUAACGCUAUUUUGGGUGUCUCCAUGGCUAUUGCCGUUGCUGCUGCCGCUGAAAGAAACGUUCCAUUGUACGUUCACUUGAAAGAUUUGUCUGGUGCUAAGACCCCAUACGUCUUGCCAGUUCCAUUCUUGAAUGUUUUGAACGGUGGUUCCCACGCUGGUGGUUCUUUGGCUUUGCAAGAAUUUAUGAUUGCUCCAAUUGGUGCUGAAUCCUUCAGUGAAGGUAUGAGAAUGGGUUCUGAAGUCUACCACAACUUGAAAUCCUUGGCCAAGAAGAGAUACGGUUCUUCUGCCGGUAACGUUGGUGACGAAGGUGGUGUUGCUCCAGAUAUCGAAACUGCUGAAGAAGCUUUGGAUUUGAUUACCGAUGCUAUUAAGGCCGCUGGUUACGAAGGUAAGAUUUCUAUUGCUUUGGAUGUUGCUUCUUCUGAAUUUGCUAAGGAAGGUAAGUACGAUUUGGACUUCAAAAAUCCAAAAUCUGACCCAUCUAAAUGGUUGUCUGGUCCAGAAUUAGCUAAGAUGUACGAAGGUUUGAUGGCUAAGUACCCAAUUGUUUCUAUUGAAGAUCCAUUUGAACAAGAUGACUGGGCUGCUUGGGCUCACUUCUUGCCAAUUGCUGAAAAGGCUGGUGUCCAAAUUGUUGCUGAUGAUUUGACUGUCACCAACCCAAUCAGAAUUAAGACUGCCAUUGAAAAGAAGGCUGCUAACGCUUUGUUGUUGAAGGUCAACCAAAUUGGUACUUUGACCGAAUCCAUUGAAGCUGCCAACGGCUCCUUUGCUGCUAACUGGGGUGUUAUGGUUUCCCACAGAUCUGGUGAAACUGAAGAUACCUUCAUUGCUGACUUGGUUGUUGGUUUGAGAACUGGUCAAAUCAAGACUGGUGCUCCAGCUCGUGGUGAAAGAUUGGCUAAGUACAACCAAAUCUUGAGAAUUGAAGAACAAUUGGCUGGUAAGGCUAUUUACGCUGGUAAGAACUUCCACCACGGUAACAAAUUAUAA
Messenger RNA from Saccharomycodes ludwigii, 1320 nucleotides. RefSeq names its product phosphopyruvate hydratase ENO2 (gene ENO2). Gene Ontology annotation, cellular component: phosphopyruvate hydratase complex. The record is from RefSeq and is a predicted model, not a curated record. Gene Ontology annotation, molecular function: magnesium ion binding; phosphopyruvate hydratase activity. The transcript has a single exon. The coding region runs from base 1 to 1320 and encodes 439 amino acids. Lineage: Eukaryota; Fungi; Ascomycota; Saccharomycetes; Saccharomycodales; Saccharomycodaceae. Gene Ontology annotation, biological process: glycolytic process.